CGCCGGAGAGGGCCGGCCAGCCAGUUCGUACGGACUUUUCGCAACAGUCAGACGUGCGCGCACCAUUCGUCGUCGUGACGUCACCGCCGGAGUCUCGUUGUCGUCGUCCGCGAGUUUGCGUAUAUUUUUAUCCGAUGCAAUUUUCGCACCCGUCCCCCUUCCAAAAUCGGUGGAUCAGACGCAUUUUUGUCGUCAACCCAUACGUUUUCCACAUUGUCUCGUGUCAAUAACAAUAUUAUUUACCCGUCGUAUUAUUAUUGUUAUUAUAUUUUUGUUUUCGAUAUGCUCGUAGUCUGCACUGGUGUCGACUGAUCGUGCAGUCUUGUCUGAAUUGCCGUUUCUUGUCGGUAGGCGAAAAGGACGAGCGCGUUUCACCCGAUAUAAUUCACGUCGUUCGUUGCCGGGGCAUAACGUGCGUUAUUAUUUGCUAAUAACGACAUGAUCAUUAUAACCUAAAACAGAGAUACCGUUAUACCCGCUGUUAUAUUUUAUAAUAAUCGACGCGAUCAUGUUGUUAUAUCAUAAAAUAUGGCCACGGGAAAAGCGCGUUUCUCGCGAAAAUCACCACCGGCGAUAAUGCCGUGUGCGCAGCGGACAUCGAUUGCGACGGCUACAGCGAUAAUAACAACAAUAAACGGCGGCAACAGAAACAACGACAACGCGACAACAAUGACGACGGUUGCAAUAACCGGUGCAAAAGUUAUAUUAUCAGUACCGUAGUAGUCGGGGCGCCGGCACAUUAGAAAAGAUCGCGGUCGUCGUUAAAGCGCGGAAUGAUAAACGAUCGUAGUCGGCCAUGAACACCGUGCAGAGUUCCCACGGAGGUGGUGGAUCCGGCAAGGAAAAAGGCAUCGAGGAAUUGGUCGUAAUCACGCCAAAUGAGCGAAACUGGCGCGGUAUUCUUAUCGCGCUUUUGGUCAUUGUAGCUGUUUUGGGCUUGAUAGUAUUCUUUAUUGUCCUACUGUCACCGCCAUACAAAGGUCCUAGGAAUCUCGGAAGCAAGUUUACGGUCGAUCAAAUUGCCGGGGACACAUUCAAAGCUCCUUCUUUUAAUGGCUCGUGGAUAUCAAGCGUGGAGUUGGUGGUUCGAGACGCACAAGGUGGCGUCAGCGUAUACAAUGUCGAAACAAACAAACACAGGGUACUCCUCACGAGUUCGUCUUUUAAACGAGUGAACGCGAAUGAAUUUCAAACGUCAAGCGAUCAAAACUACGUGCUGCUGGUAUCGGACGAGAAAAAAAUUUACACGAACACGCGGGAGGCCAAGUAUCACGUUUUUGAAGUAUCAACCCAAAAUGGCGUACCACUUAUGACUGCCUCCAAAACAGUGGAUGAUGGCGAACAGAUUUACAUACAAAAAGCGCAAUGGUCACCGACGGGUAGUGGACUGGUGUUCGUGCACAAAAACGAUUUGUACUAUAAAAUCCACGGUAACCGGCACAGUAGAGUUCUCAGGAUCACGGAUACGGGUUCGUCGACCGUGUUCAAUGGUAUACCGGAUUGGCUGUAUCAAGAAGAAAUUUUCAAAUCCGAUAAGGCGUUUUGGUUUUCACCAUCUGGACGGUACUUAGCGUACGUGACAUUCAAUGAUUCAUUGGUUGGCGAAUACAAAUAUCCAGUAUACAACACUAGAUUCCAGUAUCCGUAUUAUCAGUCUUUAAGAUAUCCAAAGGCUGGAACCCCAAAUCCAACAGUGACUGUAUGGUUGAGAGAUCUGAAAAACGAUAGUUUAUCAAAUGUUACGCUAUUGCAAAAACCACAAGCAUUACAUACGGAAAGUGAACCUUAUUUAAUGCAUGUCAAGUGGGCAAAUGAAAAACGUAUUGGAGUUGUUUGGAUGAAUAGAAAACAGACAAUAAUGGUGAUAUCUGUCUGCUCGGAGCCAAACUGGGAGUGUCAAGACUCCUACGUGGAGAAAAUCGGUGAUGGAAAGGGAUGGUUGGAAAACACCGAAGUCGUGUUCAAUGAGGAGGGCACUAGUUACUUGGCAAUAUUACCUGUACUUGACGGUCCACGCGGCACAUAUCCACACAUCUGCCAUGUGGAUAUAUUCACAAAAAUCGUACUGCCGCUGACGAGUGGAAGUUUUUGCGUCGUCCGAAUCGUCCAAUGGGACCAAACGAACCAAGUUAUAUACUUCGAAGCGAUACCAGAAGGGAAACCGUCGCAACGGCAUUUGUACAAAGUGCCGGAUAACGUUAACAGCACAGCGGGCUGGGAAUGUUUGACAUGCCCUCCGAACGGACCGAAAAAAAAUACUUCCAAAAUGGACACGAUGAGUUCGGAUAUCAGCGAUUCGUUCCGGUUAAGUCUUAAGGGAUUGGAGUCUUCGAAACUACCACAAGAUUCGUGGCCAGUGAGGACAAACUCGUGUCUAUAUGUCCGAUCUCAUUUUUGUCGGUACCCGAAUUCCAAAUACUACGUUUUAGAAUGUUUAGGUCCUUUAGUGCCCAAAGUGAUAUUAAUGAACCUGCAGAUAAAUCAAAAAGUAAUGAUAUUAAACAAUUAUACAGCACUGGCAGCUAAAUAUUCUACAAUGGCUAAACCUAACAUACAAAUAAUGCAGGUGGAGGUUGAAAGCGGAUUCAUCGCUCAAACCAAGUUGAUGCUUCCUCCUGCGUUUAAAGAAUACGACGAAACCGCGUUUCCGUUUAUUUUAUACAUUAAAGGAAAGCCUGGCACUCAGUCGGUUACCGAAGAGUGGUCUGUAGAUUGGGCCACGUACUUGUGCAGCAACAAGAAUAUUAUCAUCGCCAUAAUCGACGGUCGUGGAACACUAGGCCAGGGCGACAGAUCCAGAACGUCCAUUUACUAUAAAAUGGGAACCACGGACAUCCAGGAUCAGCUUACAGUUUUAUUGUACCUUAAGGACACGCUGAAAUUUAUAGACAAAGACCGUAUUGGAAUUUGGGGCAAAGGAUACGGCGGAUACGCCACUGGAAUGAUACUGGCCAAACGACCAGAAGUGUUUCGAUGCGGCAUUGCGACGUCACCAAUUACGAAUUGGGCGCAUUUCGAUUCGGCUUGGACUGAAAAGUUGAUGGGCACCCCAAAUGUGACAGACAAUUAUCGCGGAUACGAAGACUCGGAUUUAAGUAAAAAGGCAAUUACAUUGGAUAAAAAACUGUUAAUGUUAAUUCAUGGCAGUGCAGAUGAAACGGUCCAUUAUCAGCAUAGCAUGAUGCUGAUUAGGGCAUUAACAGAAAAAGGAAUAUUAUUCAGACACCAAACAUAUCCAGAUGAAGGACAUACUUUCGAUGGAUCGACUAAACAUUUAUUGCAUGCUAUGGAACAUUUUUGGGACGAGUGUUUCGGUCCAUUGGAUUUUGAUGACUGGGACGAGAGCUUAAACUUUUUUGCUUUUACGCAGUAAUACUAAAUACAAACCAGUUCAACCCAGUGAUGUAUUUAUGACUGGAGGCUAGCAGUUAAUACUCCUAAAGAAUUACUCAUAUUCCUAUAUUAUUUUUAAACUUACACAGAAAAAAAAUUGAAUAUUGUUGAUAACAUUUUUUUUUUCUUGUUUAAGAGCAUUUGUUAUAUUACGUUGAUAAAGUAUGUUAUUUAUAAUA
Rhopalosiphum padi (bird cherry-oat aphid) is the source of this 3572-nucleotide messenger RNA. RefSeq names its product prolyl endopeptidase FAP-like. Bases 797 to 3373 code for a protein of 858 amino acids. Gene Ontology annotation, molecular function: dipeptidyl-peptidase activity; serine-type peptidase activity. NCBI's taxonomy places the organism in Eukaryota, Metazoa, Arthropoda, Insecta, Hemiptera, Aphididae. Gene Ontology annotation, biological process: proteolysis. The record is from RefSeq and is a predicted model, not a curated record. The transcript is spliced from 19 exons.